This is a messenger RNA of Solanum tuberosum (potato), 1125 nucleotides long. RefSeq lists its product as uncharacterized. The record is from RefSeq and is a predicted model, not a curated record. NCBI's taxonomy places the organism in Eukaryota, Viridiplantae, Streptophyta, Magnoliopsida, Solanales, Solanaceae. The transcript is spliced from 2 exons. Bases 1 to 1125 code for a protein of 374 amino acids.
AUGGUAAAUAUCAACAAGGAAGAGGUUUUAUCCCUUACCAGAGGCAAGAGGAAAUUUGGAAACAAAAUUACUAUACCUACCAGUACCAAACUAGAAGGGGAAUUGCAACAAGUAUCAAGCAAUGGAGAAAUUUUCUACAGUAAGGUAAGUGGCAAUAGUGAGAUGCUGGAAAUAAAUAUUGAGAAAAUUCUGAGAAAUUCAGCUGAAAGACUGAAAAAGAUAGGAAUUCAAGGAAUUGAUCCCAGUAUCUCAAGUCAAGCAGGCUCACAAGGAAAAGUUGAUGGAGGCAUAGUGGACCUUGAACUAAUCCUCCUGAUUAUAACUUAUGAGGAAAAACUUGGAGGGAGGCCUCAUAGAAUAGAAGAGAGCUUGGAUUUUAUUCAGUACCUUAAUGAUUGUGGUCUUCAAGAUACUGGUUUUUCUGGUUCCAAAUAUACUUGGUGCGAUAAUAGAGACCCACCUGCUACCAUUUGGAAGAAAUUAGAUAGAUUAGUUCAUAACUCUCAAUGGUUUGGUGUGUUCAAUGCUACUAGUGUCACUCAUCUAUCUAGAACUUGUUCAGACCAUUCUCCCCUCCUGGUAAAGAUGAACUUUGACAAUACCCAUAUUAUUAAAUACUUCAAGUUUCUCAACAUAUGGACAGAACACACUGAGUUUCUAGAAACUGUUAAACAUUCUUGGAACAAAGAAGUCUUUGGUAACCCUUUGUUUGUCCUUCAUCAAAAUAUCAAGAGGACUUGUAAAACUCUUAGCUCUUGGUCGAGACAAACUUUUGGUGAUAUCUCUGAAGAGCCUAGAAAACUUAAAGCUCAAAUGAGAAUUUUGGAAGAGAAUAGUGUGACUAAUAACUCUGAAGAGAAUAGGGAAGAACUAUCUAGACUCAGAGCUAUUUUCACUAAGUUCCUCAGACUUCAAAACUCUAUUCUCAGGCAGAAGGCGAGGAUCAAAUGGCUUGAGGAAGGGGACUCCAACACUGCUUACUUCCACAAUAUCAUAAAAGACAGGAGGAAAAAGCUCACUAGUAGGAAAAUUAUGGAUGAUCAUGAUAAUUUGCUAGAAGGAAAUGAUAACAUUGCUGAAGGGGAUGUGAGACUACCAAAAUCUUUUCACACACGAUUUAACUAA